Messenger RNA from Cucumis melo (muskmelon), 1228 nucleotides. Its product is annotated as ACT domain-containing protein ACR12. Bases 130 to 993 code for a protein of 287 amino acids. The transcript has 10 exons. NCBI's taxonomy places the organism in Eukaryota, Viridiplantae, Streptophyta, Magnoliopsida, Cucurbitales, Cucurbitaceae. The record is from RefSeq and is a predicted model, not a curated record. Gene Ontology annotation, cellular component: chloroplast thylakoid membrane; chloroplast stroma.
CCUUCAUAUAGAAAGAAACUCCGUUCUAACAUACAUAACCCCGUCUUCAUCUCCACUAUUACUUAAAUCGAACAAAGUUGCUGACGGAGACAGCGCCCACCCAUUCCGAUCAAUCAAUCUUCUUCCUCCAUGGCUAUGCCGACCUCGAGCUCCACCUUCAUCGCUUCUUCUUACACUUCUCCUUCCCCGUUUCCAUGCCGGUCUAGGUUUCUGGAGCCGGAGUUCGUUGCUCAUCUCCCUCACCGCUGCUUUGGCGGUGGUGCUAGGCUUACUUUCUUGCGGAAAUGGAACAUCCUUAGUGCAUCAACCAAUGGUUUGAAUGCAGUCAGUCCAGCAUCAUUGAUGUUUGAUCAAGAUAAUGUGCCAAUGCCCAUAGUUCUCAUAGAUCAAGAUUCAGACUCCAAUGCAACAAUAGUGGAAGUCAGUUUUGGCGAUCGUCUUGGUGCUCUUAUUGAUACGAUGAGAGCAUUAAAAGAUUUGGGUUUGGAUGUGGCGAAAGGAACUGUUAGCACAGAGGGACCCGUCAAGCAAACAAAAUUCUAUCUGACAAGAUUAGACUCAGGCCGCAAAGUAGAAGAUCCUGAUUUGUUGGAGAGUAUUCGUUUAACCAUCAUCAACAACCUUUUGAAGUAUCACCCAGAAUCUAGUCAACAGCUUGCAAUGGGUGAGGCUUUUGGAAUUCAGCCUCCAGAGAAGAAGCUUGACGUUGAUAUUGCAACUCAUGUUCACGUGAAAGCUGAUGGACCUAAAAGGAGCCUACUUUGUUUAGAGACAGCAGACCGCCCUGGAUUGCUGCUUGAAGUUAUAAAAAUACUUGCGGAUAUCAAUAUCGAUGUUGAAUCAGCAGAGAUAGAUACAGAAGGGUUGGUCGCCAAGGACAAGUUUCAUGUCAGUUAUGGGGGAGCGGCACUGAAUAGUUCCUUAUCUCAGGUUGUGGUAAAUUGUCUACGUUACUACCUGCGGAGGCCGGAGACAGACAUAGAUAGUUACUAAGAUCUCAAAGGAACAACAUGAUCUUCAACGUAAGGUUUGAAAGUGUUUGAGAGGUCAUGCAAAAGUUGGAUCUCAAGUUCUCGUUGUUUCCCGAAUUUUCAUAAUUUGAAAUUUCGAGCUCCCAUAUGAUAAUAUUGUGAGCUGAUCAACUUCAAAGACCUUGUUUUCACUUGUAUAGAUUUGAAGAAUGGGAUAUUUCCACACAACAAAAUGCUAUCUUCCAUGUCUGUGUUAA